This is a messenger RNA of Daldinia caldariorum, 562 nucleotides long. RefSeq lists its product as uncharacterized. NCBI's taxonomy places the organism in Eukaryota, Fungi, Ascomycota, Sordariomycetes, Xylariales, Hypoxylaceae. Bases 281 to 526 code for a protein of 81 amino acids. The record is from RefSeq and is a predicted model, not a curated record. The transcript has a single exon.
AUACUUUCGUCCCCCUCCCAGCGCAUACAUAGUAGAAAUGUUUGUUGCGAUGCAACGCAACAACUAGCACCAUCCUUGGGCGAACACUAUGAGAUGAUGGGCUUUGCAAAUCUGUAAUGUUGGUGACGAGUGACGACAUGCUUGCCUUUCCCCGGAUGAUGUGUUAAUAGCAAAGGAGAAGGCCCUGGCUAACGUGGAAAGCAGUGAUUGAGUCUAUAUCAAAUAACCAUAUCGGUAGUGUAUGCGUGUGUUUUACUCUUUCCAUAAAUGUUAGGUAUGUAUGUGUGUAUGUGCGUUAGUUAAUCAUACAUUUCAACCGCGGACGCCGCGAUUCGUUCUUUUUUUAUGUUUCUUUUUGCUUGCGUAUAAUGUACAGGGUAUAGUCCAAGCAGAAGCAGCUGAAAGAGCAGUCAAGUCAGAUCGGUCCUACAUAGUCAGGUCUACUCAUUCAUCCAUACAUCCAUACAUCCAUACCUACCUUACCUACCUACCAACCUACCUACACACAUACAUGGUAGUGAGGUAGUAUCUAUGCGGCAGAAAAGGAUGUGUGGGGCAGAAC